Messenger RNA from Rhinolophus ferrumequinum (greater horseshoe bat), 1901 nucleotides. Its product is annotated as basic proline-rich protein-like. The transcript has 5 exons. Bases 1 to 1584 code for a protein of 527 amino acids. The record is from RefSeq and is a predicted model, not a curated record. Lineage: Eukaryota; Metazoa; Chordata; Mammalia; Chiroptera; Rhinolophidae.
AUGAGACGGAGGUUCCUCAUGGUGGCCCGAAGGAGCCGAGAGGAGCUGCCAGCAGAGGGCGCCACCUGCUCCCCCGGCGGCCAGGGCCGCGCACACGCCGCCCGCAGCGCCACCGCCCGGAAGGUGCGUUUGCAGUUUCGUUCCUCGUCUCAGAUUCCAGUCUCCAGCACGAUACACCCCGUGGACUGGUCCCGCAAGCAGGCAGGCAAACAGCUCCCCGCAGAAUUCACGGGCUCAUCCCGCACGACCCCCUGGAAAACGGGCACCCUGGCCACGGAUGGCGAAGCCCAAACACCCCGUCAGAGUCCAGCCCCGCUGCCUCCCAAGCCCGCCCCCCGGGGGCUCCAGGGGACCCCGCCCAGCGGAGCCCCGCGGCCACAGGCCGGCCCGCGGGACCCGCACAGCCUGAGGCGCGCGGGCGUCGCCCGGGGCACGCCCCCUCCAGCAGCCCCGCCCGCCAUCUUCCCGCCUCCGGUCCCGCGGAGCACCCCCGGCGGCGGCCGCACCAACCGCGGGGCUAGCGCGCCCCUCACGCCUGGCCCCGCCCCCACGCCCCGAACGCCAGUCCCGCCCCCGUCCGCGCGCCCCCGCGCCCUGGCCCGCACCGCCCCCACCCGCGCGCCCCCGCGCCCUCAGCCCCCGCCCCCGCCCGCGCAGGGGCGCGCGCCGCGCUCUCUUACCUGGGUGCCAAUCUUCAUCACACUGACAAGCGGCUGCAGCAAUCGGGACCCGCAGUGCCGCGCCCGCGUCCAACCGUCACGCCGACGCUGGGCCACGCGACACAGCCUCGCUCAAUGGGAGGAGGGCGACGCCGACGCGCGCCGCAUCAAUAUUCAGAGCGGGGGCGGGGCCUGCCGGGCCCGUGCCCUGCCCAGUCCCUGCGUCUCAGCGGCGCGGGGCGGAGCCUGCGCUCUGGGGGUGGGGAGCGGGGCGGGGGCGGCUGGCAGCCGGCCCCGCCUCCGCAUCGCUCCCGAUCCAGGCCCCGCCCCUAGCGGACUGAGAUUCCCGCCUCUUGACUGUGCAGCUGAAGGCGUAACCUGGGCGCGCGCCACGCCCCCUCCGCUCGCUCUCCUGCGGCGGGGAGAGAUUUGUGGAGCUGCUCGGGUGGGCGGAACCAUCCGCCGCUGCCCUAUGGGGAAGGCGGGCCGUACCAUCGCGGGAGGAGGCGCCGGCACCUCUCCGUGCGCCGGGCGGCUGGUGGGCCCGGGACGAUCUCGGCCGCCCUGGGAGGCCCCCCGACGCUGGGCCGCGUGGGCGUCCGGCCGCUUAUCCUCCAAGCCUGCGCGCGCCGCCUUUGUGUGCAGGCCCGCGGCCGCCCCUCGCCUUCUUCCCGGUGGGAGCGAGCCCGGGCCGCACAGCCGGUGCUCACGAGUGCCCCACGCCGCGGCGGCAGGUGUGUGCGGCGCCCGCGGUCUCUGCCCUGCGACGGGCCUAGCCCCGGGCGCCGUGUGUCCCGGUGUGCGGGUUCCACCCAUCGCUGCAGGCGCCCUGUCCCGGCGCUCUGCCCUCACUACACCUGUCCCCCAGAAGAGACCAUUGUGUAGUCAAGAGCCCUGGGCCAGUGGCCCGAAGUCCUGGGUGUGAAGCCUGGCUUUGCCACAUAGCAUGUGAAUUUAAAUGAGGCCAUUUCAUCUCCCUGAGAUCCAGUGUCCUUCGUCUUCAGUGGGACAGCGGUACAUCUCUCGGGGGGGCUAUGCAGAGGAGGAAAUGAAGCAGCUUAUGGAAGCACCCGCGCACAGUGGGAGCCUGUGCCAACCUCAGGCCAGGGAGAGGGGGACCCACAAUUCUUCACAUUUAAGCCUGGGUUUUCUCAAGAGAAGAAUGCCAACAGUGACGUCCCUGAAGUUCAAGAUCAGGGUGAGACUGCCCCACCGGCCACACUUCCCGCUCAAGGACUGCAG